Molecule: messenger RNA, 15569 nt
Organism: Lymnaea stagnalis (great pond snail)
Lineage: Eukaryota; Metazoa; Mollusca; Gastropoda; Lymnaeidae
Source: the annotation of a GenBank genome assembly
GGGAAUAUCCUAUAUGACAUAGAUUAAUAUACGCAUUUUAUAAUUAUUUUUUUUUAAAGUAGGACAUCUAAAAUGUUUCGAUAGUGUCCGAAACUGAUAUUUGAAAUUUCAACAGGGGUAUAUCGGCAACUGAAAUAAAAAGGCAAGUUUGAUUGUAUGUCACGAAGCUCCUAGGACAAUUCCAAUGUAUAUCAAUCGGUUAUUUUUAGGCUUUGAUGACACUUCACAAAAGUCCUUCAAAGACUUGCUAGAAAAUAUUUGGGAAUGUUACAUCGUCCUGUAACACACUUGUUGCAAUGCAACAUAACUGAUGUCGAAAAUUCAAUUUGGUAAAUUAAAAAAACAAAAAUUAAAGCUAAUUCUAAAGUUCUGAAUAUAUUGAUGUAUAAUAUGGACACAAAUACAAUUUAAGUAAGUUUACUGAACGAAAUAAAAUAUAUAAAUCAUAUAUAUAUAUAUAUAUAUAUAUAUAUAUAUAUAUAUAUAUAUAUANAUUUAAUUUAUUUUUCAGCCAAGCCUAAAUAUAGAUAUUUCUACUGGAUGGAUCAUACAUAUUUUGUUAACUAAGUAAUUAAACUUGAAUUAAAACAAAAUAUUGUGCAUCAAUUUUUUGAAGCCAAUAUAUUCUAUUUUAUAAAAAAAAAAAAGAAAAUGAUAUUAGUUUGUAGCUUUGAAAUGAAGAGAUUGCUUUUUGUCUUCACUUUGAUAGCAAUCAAUUAUGGUAAGUUAAAUUUCUGAUUUGAAGAUUAUAAUUUUGUGUAUUAAUUACUCUCUAUAAAUAUAUUCCUUUCAUUUUUCGUUUUAUAACUUUCAAUUUAAAGUGUCAACUUUUAAAUAGCGCUACAUAUUUAAAUAUUGGUCUACAAUUUCUACCUGGUUAUAUUUUCAGUUUAAUUUAACUUCAAUAAGUCUUAUUAUAAAUAAAUCCUGAUAUCAUAUGAAAAUAAUGAUUAAUUUAUAAAUAAUAAACUUUUAUCAUUAAUGAAAAUUUAAGCUUCAAAGUGAUUUUAACUGUAACACACUGAAAGUAUGAUUGUUUAAAAAAAAAGAAAAUUUUUUAUAAAGAUUUUAAAUUAAGAUAUACAUUAAGUUAAGAAUUUGUAAAAAAAAAUAAUUACUUUUAAAGAUUACAUUUCGUUUAGGAUUAUCCAAAUGGAGCGAUGUUAUGUUAAUGCUAGUCUCUUUAGUCUUAGAAUACUAAAAAAUCCUAAAACAAAUUCAACGUUUAUCGUUUAUUACCUCUAUGUUAACAUUACAGAGUUAAAUGUAAUGAUUUACUGUAUUAUGAUUCUAUGACAAAGUAUUAAUUUUUUAAACCAAUUUCCAUAAAUUUCUAAUUUAAAUUCAUGUUUAUUUAAUAUCAUUGGAGGUAUUUUUUUUAAAAUGUUAAAUAAAAACAUGGACACACUCUGAUUAGAAUUUAAAUAAGUCUAAAUUAAUAGGGAAACUACAAGGAUUUAAAAAAAAAAAAUUAGAGCCUAAUUUAUUUUCUUUUUUUCUUUAAACAAUAACUGCUAUUCUAGAUAGUAAUUUAAUUCGCCUUAAUAUUUUAAAAACAUUGUCUUUCCAUAACAAUUAAAGAUAUAACUAUAUAACUAUUACAUUUAUAUAUAUAUAGAUAGAUACAUAUAAAGAUACACACAUGUAUAUUUAUAUAUUUAUAUAUAUAUAUUUAUAUAUAUAUAUAUACAUAUAUACAUAAAAAAUAAAUAUAUAUCUAUCUAUCUUAUAAAUAUGAAUUAUAUAGUAAUGAAAGUAAAAAAUAUUUUAAAAUACAAAAAAGACAAGAAAAAAAACCCAGAGUUUUUUAAAAGAGGAAAAUAUAAAGUUUUUGAAGACAAUUAAUUUCAAUAUGUACUUAACAAUAAAAAAAUAUUUAAUUUGUUACAUAUUUUUUUAACUCGUCUAGGCUAAUUUGUGUCUUCAAAAUCAACUCAUAUAGACCUAAUUUUGAGGUUGACAAAGAUAUAUCUAGUGAACAAAUCGAAAUGAGCUUUAAGCCUCAAACCUAUUUUUUACUUAUAUGUUAUAAAAUUUCACACUGUAACUGAAAUUGAGAAGUAAUAAAUAAAUAACAUUCGAUUUUCAGUUCUUUAAAGUGUACAUUGAUAAGGCAAUAAUUAAAUACAAAUAAAUAAAUUAUUUUUGUUUUUGUUUUUACAGUGUAUGUAAAUGGCCUAUCACUAAAACUGCUGCCAUACAGACAGGAGGAUAGUGAUACAAAUUGCACACAUGGCUUAAUUAGUGAUAUUGACACAGUUGUAUUUAAAGCUGAGUUGGACUAUUCUCAGGAUGUAAAUUUUAAAUAUAUUUAUUGUCAACGAAAAACGACCACUGAUCAAGACUUCAUCUUCGUAAGUGGUUUUAAAUAUUGGUGAAUAAUAAAUACCUGUUCGACAUGGGCAUUACCUUUUAUUACUACAAUGCAGAGAAUUUGAAAUAGUGAUUCUUUCCUCAAAUGUAUUGUAAAAUAUUUGAUUGUUUUUUCAUAAGUAAUAUAACAAUAUUUUGUAAUAUGAUGUAUAUAUGUAAACUAAGACCAUCGGUGAACGCUCCUUCUGCUUCCAUGGGCCCACGUUCUGGAACCAGCUCCCCUUCCACAUCCGUCAUUAUGAAAUCUCGUCCACUUUCAAAAAGUCCCUUAAAACCCAUCUUUUUAGGUCCGUCUAUGACCUGUGAUGCCCCCUCCUUGCACUGCCUCAUUUUCUGUCUCGGGUUGAUCCUGUAGUAUAAUCCAAAACGUGCCAAAGUGUCCUCGUUUUAUAGCCAUUUUAAUUGUUUCUAUUGUAUAGUAGUUACUAUCCUAGUGUCUCUGGGUUUUCCUUUUUAUUUUACUUAGUUUACAUGUUUUUUUAUAAUUGUAAAGCGCUAAAAGGUUUAAUGUAAGCGCUAUAUAAAUGACUAAAUAAAUAAAUAAAUAUAUAUGUAUGUGUGUAUUUAUAUAUAUAUAAUUAUACAAUGUAUAUUUCAGUUAAAAGAUAUAGUCGUCAACAGUUCUGUUAUUGACCAAAGUACCUGGGAGCAAAUUGGUAAACAUGAUGUUAAAAUCACUGUCAGAGUUAAAGCAAACAAAUUGUCAAGUCGUGCAAGAAUACGUUGUGUUUUACUUUCUUCAAACUACCAGGAAAUAAUCAGUGAUGAGCAAAUAUUUCCAGAAAUACGAGGUCUGAAACUUUAAAGUUAAUAUUCAUUGGUUUUCAAUCAGUUUUAUUUGAAAUAAAUUGUAUAUUAUUACCUAAUGUAGCAAAUCAAUAACAACAUAUGUCAAAAAUAAUUUAAACAUCUUCUGUUUGACUUUAUUCUAUUUUAUUUUAUCUAGUAAAUUUUAAUUUUAAAUUUAUUGUUUGUGAUUACAAAGCAUAUUUAUGUAAUAUAUGACAUAUUUCCAUCUUUGCGAGGCGAAGGAGUAGCCAUUUACACUUCAUCAAAAGGCUGAUUAGGCCGAUCUUAAGAUCGCAGCUGUGGCUAAAGAUCUCACAGAAAAAGCUAUAAUGUUUUUUUGUUUUUUUUAAUUACUACUUUAAAGCUCUUUUUGUUACAAGUGCUAAUGUUCAAACGUCUUCUGUCUGUUUGGUACCUACAUAUACUGCUUUCCACCAGUUGGGACGCUGCUCGUCGAUGAUAAUUCUCGUGGUACUUCUCUGUUCGCUUUCUCUUGAUCCUAUUUUUAUUGGUCGUAAAAACUUAAUUAAAUCGCAAUCUCGGUUGGGAAAUAAGUCUUGCUCAAUCUGCGACCAUCAAAAUAGCAGUAGUUUGAAACACGCCUUGCCUCUAUUUUCUUCUACUGUCUAACCAGAGAAGGGCCUCCUGUUUAAAACGUAUACAAUUUUGCGCUUACAAUCCUCUGUGUAAGACACUCUCCCUUUAAUUUGGAUGUGUAAAGUUUAAGGCAGAUAUCUUUGGUGGAAGCUGUUGAGAUUCCGCACAUUACUGGUAUAUGUGGUUCACAUUUAACUGUCAUAAAGGAGCGUACUAAGCACACAUGCCUGAUAGACACUUAGUUUUGUAAUUUCAAUUAGUUUCAGAUUGUUCCACACUUUACUUUAAUCAUAGAUGCGGCUUCUUUUGCGAUCAUGAUUUUUAUAACUUCUUCCUAAAAUAUAUAAACUUCUAAUUCUCAACUACUGACAUGUCAUGGCAUAUAUUUAUUUAAUUAUUGUUUGAGUUUUAGAAACUUACAGGGUAACACGACUUUUUAAAUUAACAAACAAAAUUAUUUUUACACUUGAUCAGACACCACUGACAUUAAUAGUAGACUUUUAAUAAAUGGAGAAGAGAUUAAAACACCACACAUGUGUGUUACCCGCGCAACUGGAACAGAUAUAGUCGUGAUAUUUGAGUGUGACAGUCAAGUGUUGCCGUGCCUCAUUGAAAUCACAGCAACCGAUUUGAUGGUACCAUUGUUUGGUAAAGGUUACGUUAUCCACACGUCACGAAGACCGGUUUUAAACAUCACAAUAAAGUAUGCCUCGUGCACAUUGAAGGGGCAAGUCAAUACCAUCAAAUGUAGUAUUAACCUCGGUAAGUCUAAUAGGCUAAACCAAGAAUUCGUAAAAAAUUUUUGUUUUUUUUAAUGAAAAGAAACUUUUGUUGUAAUCUGGAAACAAAUUAUAUUUGCUAAAAUUACUAAAAACUGGGUCAUAUUUAAACUUAAGUUCUGUGUUUGAUUUCAUAAAUUAUGUUUACAUUGAAUGUGUUGAUACCAGAGACGAUACGCUUGUACCUUGUUGAAAUAAAUGCAAAUGUGUUUGUUUUAAUGUUAUUCUAGAUGACAGCUCAAGCAAUAAAGAGACCGACAUUAAUGUGUUGAAUAAAGCUCUUUUCGGGAUUAUAGCAAUUAUGGCUACUGUCAUCAUUGUAUUAAUUGCGUUAUUAUUAAGGUAGGCUUUUUUUAUUUUUAAAAUUAAUAUAUAUAUAUAUAUAUAUAUAUAAUAUGUAUAUGUGAGUGUGUGUGUGUCGGGUGUGUUCUUAAUGCGUGAAAUACCUCUGAUUUUGCUAAAGUCGUAUAUACGGUAAAGCUUUGUAAUUCGUUGUUACUUAUCUAGGGCUCAACUUUCACCAGCUGCAAUAAGAUUUUAUUCACGUCUACAGGCAACUGAUAAACCGUUUCAAAUAUGCAACGAAACAUAUAUAAUUUCUGUGAAGCUUAGACGUUUUAAAGAACAACAAAUUGGUCAAAUGUAAGGUACUUGUAGCCAGCUCUGAGAUGUGAAUUGUCUAGAGCCCGACUUAACACAAAGUAGAGAAGUCACACAUCUGAAUGAGAACUAAUAAGUCCCCGAUUUUAGAGAAGUCAUUUUUUUCUAAUAUCCAGCCCAAUGCAACGUUGUUGUUUUUUUUUUUUUUUUUUUUUUUUUUAAUUUUUUUUUUUUUUUUUUUUUUUUUUUUUGAAUAUCUAUUUUCUGGUUCAAUGAAAAACAAAUAUGAUAAAAGCGUUUCUCAUUUUUAUUGUUGUUCAUGGUUAGCACACAUUGAAAGUGCUUUCUCGGGAUCUCGUGUCGUAAAGAUUGUGCAAUCAUUCUUUUGACCAUACUGAUAACCUCCUCUAAUUGAGGUUGAUGCUGAAGAAAUUCCAGAAACAAAUAAAAAUUGUUUCUUCCUUAAAUGUCUUUAUCCUGAUUGGGAAAGUAACAGGUACAAUUCUUGUGGUUAUCGAAAUUUUUAAAAAAUCGAAUAUAAUUAGAUUCUCUUAAGUUUCGAGCAUUUUAAGCCUUUUACAAAAUAGUAUAAAUAUAUUAGGUAAGAAUUGACAAGACUAUUUAUGAACGAAAUUACAAAAAAAAAUACAAAGAAGGAAUUUCAUUUUAAAAAAAAAUAGAAUAAUUUCAUAAAAUUGUUUGCAAGUAAAUUCGAAAUUGAUGUAUAAUCUAAGACAUGCCAUUGGUUAAAGAAAGAAUCGAAUAGUCUCAAAAGGAAGAAUUUGUGGAACAUUGAAAAUAGUAUAUACUUAAGAGACCACUUGUUGAUGCUACUUUUUGAGUUGCCUAAAAUGUAUUAUUCUAUGGCAUUAAAUAAACUUUCUGAAUCCUUUUCUUUAUGAUCACCGAAUCUAAGUUUAUUGAAUUUUCGAUGAAGAAAUAGAGCAACCAAAAAAUUGUAGAUAUAAUAUAACAGAAAAAAUCACUUUCCACAAAAAUUAGUGUGGUGUUCUCUAUUACCAAUAAGUGAGCUCGUGAUAUGCAUUUUGAUAAACUUCUGGAAAACAAUUGAAUUUAAAAUAAUAACAAAAACCCCCAGUCAACAGUCUUCAAGAAACAUAUGUUUAAGACAAAAUGUACGUUGUUGGGCGCAAAAUUUAAAACAACUCAUCCAGACUUGUUACUGCAAAUCCGUGAGGAAAUCAAGUGGUACAUUAAAAAGAAUCCUGGGGUUCAUUAAUCUUUCAACUGGUUUGUCUGUUAAAGAAAAGAGAUUGGCUUUAACAAAUGUGAAAGAUAUACUCAGUUUUGUAUUGAUCGUUUAUUUCAGUAACAUCUUCAUUGAUUUGUAAUAUUUCAAAGAAAACAUUUGAAAAGAUGAACUACUUUUUGAAACAUAGGCUAAGAAUGUUGGAAAUGAGUACAACAAAGUAUGGUCGAACCUGAAAUGUGAAAUGCAACAAAGCUUAGAACAUGUUGGCCGAAGCCUUCGUUAGCGAACAAACAACAGAAAAAAAAUUAAAUUUAAAUUUAAAUAUAUGUAAAUGCAUGUAGCAUAUGAAAGUGUAAUACAUAAAUUACUAACAGAUUUAUUGUUGUAUACAAUCAUUAAAAAGUUAAAAUUAAGAUUUUUCCAUAAUACAUAACUUUAUAUUUUUCAACUAUGUAGUUUUCUUUUUCGUUAAUAAAAUCCAUUAUAUGCAAUAUUUUAGGAAAGGAAAGUGGCAAAGACAUGUCAUGGUAUGUCAUAAACCUCAGGAAUUGUGUCCACAUUAAUUAGGUUUAAUACUUUGCCUCAAAUAAUAUCUAACUUAAAUGAGUCGAAUCUAUUAAUAUUUUUUUAAAAUAAACUAUGUUUAUGUUAAUUUUGCAUUUUAUAAAACCUUUUUCAAUUCACACACCAACACACAGAGAAACACACACACACCCUGACAUAAACAUUACAUAUACAAUUUUUUAAAAUAUAGUUUUAAAAGAUCAAUAGAUUUUGUUUUGUUUUUUUUUCUUUUUCUGUUUUUCUUCGUUCUUUUCUUAGACAAUUUAAUGAUAAGUCUUGUUAAAAUAAAUAAAUCAAAUUUAAUUGUAGAAAAUAGAAGAAAAAAACUGAUAUUAAUAACUAUUAAAAUACUUUUUGUGUGUAUUUUUUAAAAAAAAUAUUUGUAAUAUCUUUUUUUUUUAAAUUAUUAUUUUUUUUAAAUUGUUUAUUAAUUAAAUAUAUUGUGUGGAAAAGUUAAAAUAACAAUAAUAUUUAGGAAUUUUUUUAAAAACAUCGUAACAAAAAACUGAAUUUAUUAACCAAAAAGCCCUCUCCCUUUUAUUCCCUUAUUACAAAAUGUAUAUCAUUACUUUUGUUAUGCAUACUAUUUUAAAAAUCUUACACCAACUAAAGACGCGCCAGGGUGGUCAUACCAUUCGCUCCUCUUAUCAUGACCGAGACCUUUAGAUUAAUAGUUGGCUAACACAUGUUUACUGUAAAUAUAUAAAAGGACUAUAAUGAUGCAUACCUAUAUGAACAAACUUUUUCACUCGAAAAAUAUCAAUUGAUUAGUCUAAAAUUCUCGUAAACCUUUUAAAUGUAUAUAUAUGCCUAUAGGGAAGUACCUUGUGAUAGUACACUACAGGCUCUCCGAACCGCAAAAAAAUUAUCACAGCAGUAGGCCCGCAAUUGUGCCAACACUUACAGGCUAGAACUUUGUAAUUUCAUACAAACGGCUUCAGACAUCGGAGAUGCAAGGAGCAUGUACGAGGGCAUCAAGAGGGCAUUUGGUCCACACAUGUCAAAAAUAGAACCACUCAAGUUCAAGGCGGGUCAAAUUAUCAAGAAUCCAAAUUAUCAACUCCGGCGUUGGGUAGAGCAUUAUACUCGAGCUAUACUCUACAAUGAAUGUAGUUACUUAGACCACUCUCCAUAAUAUUCCUGCCUUAUCAGUAAUGAAUGAACUGGAUGAAGAGCCAACUUUACAGGAGCUCAAAAAAGCCAUCGAUUACCUUGCGGAUGGGAAGGGUCCAGAGAUCGACGGCAUCCCAGCGUAAAUCCUCAAAAAUGGAAAACCUAUCCUACUUCUGUCUGUGUUGGGAAACAGGUCACUUUCCCAAGGACAUGAGAGACGCCAACAUCGUAACAUUGUAUACAAAUAAAGGGGACCGAAGCGAUUGCAAUAACUACCGAGGUAUUUCUCUCCUCAGCUUAGUUGGAAAGACUUUUGCCCGGGUUGCCCAUAAACGAUUGCAGUGCAUUCUACCCAGAGUCCAAGUGUGGCUUCAGGAGUGGGCGCUCAACAAUAUACAUGAUAUUUUGGCUACGCCAAAUGCAGGAGAAAUUUCGGGAAGAGCAUAUGCCUCUUUAUAUUGCCUUCAUAGACCUGACCAAGGAAUUUGACUUGGUAAGUCGAAGUGGCCUUUUCCGUAUCCUGCAAAGAAAAGGUUGUCCCACCAACGACUGCUCACAAUAAUACAGUCAUUUCACAAAAACAUGCACAGCACAGUAACUUUCAAUGGCACUGUCUAUGAGUCUUUUUCCAGUUAGCAGUGGAGUAAAACAGGGUUGUGCACUGGCACCUACUCUCCUUUCAAUUUUCUUUUCGAUGCAACUUGAAUUUGCUUUCAGUGACUGUGAAGAUGGAGUGUACGUCCACACAAGAUCUGAUGGAAGACUGUUCAAUAUCGCCCGCCUUCGUGCAAAGACCAAAGUAAAAAAAAAAAUGCGGAUUCGUGAACUGCCAUUUGCUGACGAUGCCGCCUUAACAUCUCACACAGAAAAAGGUCUGCAGGGGCUGGUUAAUCGCCUAUCACAUACUUGUAAGGAGUUUGGUCUUUCAAUUAGUCAACAGAAAACUCAUGUAAUGAUGCAAGAAGCACCGUCACCUCCAACCAUAUCUUUGAGGGUCAUAAUAUUUCGGUUGUUGAUCAUUUCAUAUACCUGGGAUCCAAUAUUUCUAGUUCUCUCUCCGUUGAUGAAGAGAUCAAUAUCAGGAUCGCAAAAGCAGCAGCAACUAUGGCUAAACUGUAUAAGCGGGUGUGGAAGCAUCUCAAUCUAACUGAUAAAAGAAAAAUAAGUGUCUAUCAGGCAUGCGUGCUUAGCACGCUCCUAUAUGGUAGCCAAGUGUGGACCACAUACACCAGUCAAGAGCGGAAACUCAACAGCUUCCAUCAAAGAUUACUGCGUCGCAUUUUGCGCAUUCGUUGGCAUGACAGGGUGCCUAACGUGGAGGUCUUGGAACGUGCACACAUGUUUAGCAUAUUCUAUUUUCCUAUCAAGAGGCGCCUUCGCUGGUUAGGUCAUGUACGGAGAAUUGAGGAAGGACGUAUCCCAAAGAUUCUGCUGCAUGGAGAUUUGGCAGAGAGGACAAGACAUAAUGGACGACCGCACCUGAGAUUAAUUGACGUUUGCAAACGAAGCAUGAGGGAAGCCAAUAUGGAAAUUUAAUAAAUGGGAGUCCAUUGCCGAACAUCACUCCAAAUGGCGUACAACAGGGUUUGGAGGAAUGAGAAAGGCAGAAAUUACUUGAAACGAGGCCCUCGAAUCAAAAAUAACAACUCGAAAAUCAAGAAUUUACCGGAUUUCAACAUUCUCCUGCGAGAGAUGCGGCCGCGAUUGCCAUUCAAGGAUUAGCCUAGUGAGCCACUCGUCAAAGUGUAGAACUAUAUGGCUACUCCCAUCGUCUCGAGUAGACGGAAGGAUGCCAUAAAAUAAUAAUAAUAAUAAUAUGUGUGUGUGUGUAUAUAUAUACCGUAUUUUCCAGCUUAUAAGACGACGCCUUAAUUCUCCUGUUAAAUAAUAGAGUUUGAGCUAUACUCGCCAUAUAAGACUACACCUCUUCAAAAGCACACCAAAUACAAAUUUAAAAAAAAAAGAAACAUCAGGUUUCAUUUCUAUAUGUUUUUUUAAAAAAAUGAUUCUAAUGCUUUAGCAUGAUGGUACUUAGCAGGAAAACUAUCACAAAUAAACAUAAGGCUGUUUGACAUGCAACAUCUCAAAAUAAAACAGUGCUAGUGAAUAAACGUUUCCUCAUUCACACAAAAGCUGAAAGGAAAGAUAAGACAAUACACUCAUGGGAGCUGACAUGCUGUUCGUUUUCUCAGCUGUCCACCUAACUGGAACUAGAGGGCACCUGUCCCCCGAAGUUGCAGCACGUCGUGUACAAGCUUAUAAGAUGAUAUCGGCGAAUAAGACGACCCUUGACCUUUGAAAAGAUUUUCAUGGGUAUAAAAGUAGUUUAAUGUGCCGGAAGAUACAAUAAAUGUAUAUUUUUACUAGGUCUUAAGCGGGUGCAGAAUAUAAAUAUGUAUAUAUAUGUUAUAUAUAUANAUAUAUAUAUUAUUUUAAAUCGUGUGUGUUUUAAAUUAUUAAUCUAUAAAAAAUAUAUCCAGUAGAUAUAGUAAAUGAACAUUUUACAGCAAAUUGCACAUCAUUGUAACUGAAGUGACUUUGGAAAAAUCAAGUGGAUUACGGGAAAAAAAAACAUUGUCAUCUAACAGAAAGGCGGUGAAAGCCCACAUUUGUUGAUAAUAAAGUAUUACGGACAUUUCAAUAUACCUUUGAUAAAGAGUUUAUGGUAAACGCAAAUUUUCCAUAGAUGUCUUAGAACAUGAUUUGUUUUCAAUUUAAUUAUUUUUUUCUUUUAUUAGAUUUAAACUUUUGCAAUAAUUUUUUUAAAAAAAUAAUCUAAUUAAUAAUUAUGAGAAUGAAACAUUAGGUUUCUGAAUCAAUUAUAUUAAUACGAGUUAUACAUUACAUUAGUUAUGAAAUAAUUAUGAAUAGGCACAUUAAGUUAAUAAUGUUCCAUCAAAAGCACACGAAAACUGUUGGUUAAAAUAUAGUUGAAUUAUUAAAACGCUUUUUCAGUUUAAUGAUUUUAAAAAAUCCAAUAAAAGAACAAUAUAGUUCUAAGAUGCAGUUAUGACAUUUAAAAAAAAUAAUAUUAGAAAUAUUAUCAUCUACAAAAAAUACUUAUGAUGCACACAUUUAAUUCAUUUUUGCCAACUAAUUUUUCAUAGUUUGUAAUUUUUUUUUUUUUUACUGGCGUUAACAUUUGGAGUUAUUAUUUUUUCUUACUUUUUCAAUUUAGAAAUUACUAAAAAAAAUAUGUUGCGUUUUUUUGUGUCGUUAUUUUGCAUCAUUGUUUCAUGUCAAUUUAUUUUAAAAUAUUAUAUUUAAAAAUAAUAAAUCUUUAAAGAGAGCUUUAUGUUACAAAAUUAAUGUUAUCUUAUUUGUUUUUGGAAUUCAGGUUCCGAGGUUCAUGAACUGUAUUCGCAAAAUGAAAAGUGUUGAUUCCAAUGAUGGUACGAACAGGACCUGUUAUAUUUUUCAAAAUUUCUUUUGCUAUUUACAAUGAAUUUAGCAAAUGACACUAUUAGAUUAAUUGAAGAACUGUUUUUUUUUUUUACAUUUUUCCAAACAGAAAAUAUUAAUAUAACAGUGGAUAAAUAAAUGGCAUUUUAUCAAUGUUAUAGGAAUUUUUUUGUUGACCCAUAAUGUAGCAAGCACUUUAUUAUUUAAUUUAAAAAAUACUUAUAUCUUCAGAUAAUGAUAUGGAAGAAGAAAUUGAAGAGACAGGAGAAGUAGAACCGCCUAUCAACUUAGGGGGAAGACGCCGAAGUAUGACAACACAUAUAUAUAUACAUUAAUUUUUCUAGUUAUAUCUCUAAAUUCAAAAUCAAAAUAUCUAAACAUUUAUAUGGAAAAGAAAUAUACAGUACUGACGUCACUAUUCCAAACCAUUUAAUUUGCGUGCCUCCAUAUUUAACACAAAAUACGUGCUAAAGGGUAAAAGGAGAUAUAAUAAAUAAAUGUUUGGCUAUUGAAGAAAUAGUAUAUACUUAGAAGAAGAAUCAUUGCAUGAAAAGAUUUUUGCAUGUACGGCUAUGUUUUAAGCCAGACUUUUAGUCUGUUGGAUUGUGUGAAGGAAAAAAAAAAGACUUUUCAGGCAUAGGUUCAGAUUAUGGAUUUUGAGUUUCAGUGAUAUAAAAGCAGAAUACUUUAAGAAAAGGAAAGAAGGGUCGUACUUAUUACUUUAUAAGAAAUGUAUUAGCAAUACUUCAAAAUACCCAGAAACGCAGUAUUGUAUCCAAAUGAUUAUUAAAUACGCAAUCAUUUAAUUGCUAUUAAAUUGUAAGCUAAAAUAAUAAUAAUAAUAACGCUUAUUUGAAAAUCACAUUUCAUCGCCAAAGGCUCGAAGUGCGGUACAAAGUCAUCUAUAUUAAAACAGAAAUUUUUAAAAAUCUACAUAUUAUCACAAUGAAAUACAAAACGCAACAUUACAAAAACUACAUACCAGAAUACCAAUUCUAAAUCUUUCAUCCCUUGCAACCAUAAACAACACAGGCCCCUUUACAUCUAGGAGAUAAUAGCUAGAUGGAACAGAUAGUAGACAACAUCACCACAGAAGGUUUUAUCGAAAUAGAUAUGUUUUUAAAUCGGUUUUGAAAGACUAUGGUGGCUUGCUGUUUCUCAGAGCAACAAGAAGUGCAUUCCAAUUGUUUGGGUCAGCAAAUGCGAACGGGCGCCUUCCGUAAGUCUCAGGGCGAACACGCGGUAUCGAGAGUUUGCCACUACCGGAUGAGUGAAGUUGUCUAGUGGGUACAUUAGGCGUCAUGAGCGCUUUGAGAUAGGACGGCGCCAGGUCAUGUAAGCAGCGGUAGCACAGAUUUGCAAUUUCGUACUCUGUGCGACCGCUGACGGCAGCCAAUGCCACUUUCUUAAAAGUGUUUUAGAAUGUUUAAAUUACGAGUGCGAAAAACAAAGCGAGCCGCGUUAUUCUCAAAAUGAUUUGAGCCCUUCAAGUUUUACAUGUUUGUGUCUCUUAAACGCUGUUUUAACCUUUAACAUAAAGUAUAUUUUAUAAAAAUUAUAUUUAAAAAAAAAAAUCGAGGAUUUCCUUAUUUCAUUAAUAUAUAAAUCUAUUUGAAUGAAUAUUAAUUUGUAUACGUUUUUACCUUUUGUUAUUUUCUUAAUUAUAUUUUUAGGCAAAGUGCUGGAAGAAGAAACAGACCAUAUAAAUGAUAUUGAACCAUUAUUGAAGUUUAAUAUUAGACAUCAAGGUAAUAUUUUUUUUUUAUAAUUGUAUUACUUUUUUUGUUGUUCUUUCUUGAAAAGCAUGUUCCUUUAUUCUAAGAAGAAAGGAAAAUUUAUACAACAUAGACAUUAAAUAAAUAAACAGUAAAAGGCAUACAUAAUUCUUAACGUUGAGUCUUCUAAGACUAUUUUCUUUCAAAUAAAUACUUCCAAAAACGUAUCAGAUGAAAAACAUGUUGUUUGGUUUUUCUUAAUUAUUUCUUAAUUAAAUUUAAGAUUACAUAAAUAACCCACAUGAAAACGGGAUCCCACUGGGAUCGUGACCUCACAUGGAAAUAGGAUACACAAGGCUCUUGAAACCUUCGUGAUCGAAAACUCACCGGGAUCAGGAUCCUACCGGUAUCGGGAUCCAACCGGUUUGUGGAACCCAUCAUCAUCGGGAUCCAACCAGUUUGUGGAACCCAUCAUCAUCGGGAUCCAACCGGUUUGUGGAACCCAUCAUCAUCGGGAUCCAACCGGUUUGUGGAACCCAUCAUCAUCGGGAUCCAACCGGUUUGUGGAACCCAUCAUCAUCGGGAUCCCACCGGUUAACGGGAAAACCCCGGGUAUAAAUCCCACCACUAUCGGAUACAAACAGAAAACGGGAUACCGAUAGGAUCGGGACCCAACACAUUGGGGGAUCCCACAGGGAACCUGAUCACACCAAGAUAAUGAUGCAACCUGAAUCGGUAUUCCUGUUGGAUUGGGAUCCACGGGUAUUGCGAUCCUAUAACUAUCCGAAUACCGACGGGAUCUGGAUCCAACCGGUAUUGGGAUUCCAUCGAGAUCGUGAUAAAACUUAUGAUCAGUAUCCAAAAGGGUUUUUUAUCCCUCCGAGAAACGGGAUACCAUCGGUAAACAUGAUCCUAUUGGGUAACGUGAUCCGAAUGGGAUCUCUUUGUGAUCGGAAUAAUUUUACGGAACCAAAGGUUUAUACAAUUUAUUAUAAAUGUGUAUUUAAAGCGGAUAAAUUAAUUAUUAUAUUUUUUCAUUGCUUUUUUUUGUUUUAUUUUGAAGUUUUUUUGUUUGUUUUUUUUUUGUUUGUUUUUUUACAAUGCACUAAAUUUCGAUGUCAAUUAAAUUUUGUAGACAUUGUGUAGUUUCCGAAUACAAUCCGGGCAACGCCGGCUUUAUUUACUAGUAAUCAAAUAUUUAUUAGCACCCGGCUAAUGUAAUAAACGGGGUUUUAAAAUGAAUGUUAGAAUAUUAUUCUAAAUGUAAAAAUGUCUGGUGUGGGUGGAUGAAUAUACCUAUGGUGUUGUUUUGAUUAUAUGUUGUUUUUAUUUCAUUUAUGUAUUUUAUUUUAAUAUUAUGAUUAUGCCUCUUUGCUAUAUAUGUACAGCGCGAUGAGCCCAGCCCUAGGCCGGGGUACCGCGCUAUAUAAGACCACUUAUUAUUAUUAUUAUUAUUAUUUUAAAAUAAAAAGUAGUGUACUAUUUUGAUUGAAUUUUAUCUUGAACAGAAGCAUGAGAACAUUUUUAACUCAAAGUAUAUUAUGUUGUCGCUGGUGACAGUGAUGGUAUUUUGAAUAUGAUUAAAUGUUAUAGGGAUAUGUUAAUUUAUUUAAUAAUUAUUUAUUUUAACAACAUAAAAAUGAAAUUUAAUAUGUUUUAUACGUGCAGUCAACAACAGAUUUCAAGGAAGGAGGAGCAGUGUACCUGGAGACAUAAAUCUGGCAAAACACUCAAAUGUUACAUUAAAAAGAUAAUUAUUAUUUCAAACCUUAAUGUAAUUACAAGAAUCGAUUUUUACAUAUUUUUUAAAGAGAAAUUUACAAACAAAACACAUAACAAUUAUAUUUGAUAUAAAUACGCCAUUUCUGCUAUGUCUCAUAACAAUUAAAUGUCACUCUUAUUUAUUUUAUAUAUGAACUUUCAUAACUUAUUUUACCCCGUCUGGGGUUUUGUAUGAUUUCUUUUUUAACUGUUUAUAAAGAUAAUAAUUUAAUUUUGAAAUAUUUACUUUCGAUGACUUUUUUUAGAACUCGGCAUACAUUCUCCUGAAAGCAAAAAAAAAAUUAUUAACAUCUACAAUUGCUGAUUUUAAUGACAAAGAUCGAUCUCUAAUUACGAUAAUGUAUAACUAUUUCAACUAUGAAAAAAAGAGUUAAAACUUUAUCCUUAAAAAAAAAAAAAUUAUGUUGCUAUUUCAGUUGAUAAGAGGGUCAUGUAAUAAUUUUUUAAUGACAAAAAGCAUUAUAAGUGAUCAAUUCUCAAUAGGGAAAUAAAAAUUUAAAACCAGUCUAUAAUGGGUGUAGAUGUUGAUGAAUUUUAUUUAUUUUGCUAUGCGUGGUCCUCAUUUUGAUAUCUUUACUGGCCUGCAAACUUUUUAGUGCUAAAAAUAUAACAUUUUAAUUAACAUAUCCAAAUAACUUAGGA